Molecule: messenger RNA, 10931 nt
Organism: Melopsittacus undulatus (budgerigar)
Lineage: Eukaryota; Metazoa; Chordata; Aves; Psittaciformes; Psittaculidae
Gene: XPO4
Product: exportin 4
Exons: 23
Coding region: 147-3611 (1154 amino acids)
Biological process (GO): protein export from nucleus
Cellular component (GO): cytoplasm; nuclear pore
Molecular function (GO): nuclear export signal receptor activity
Source: RefSeq, a predicted model, not a curated record
GGCUGGCGGCCGGCGGCCGGCGGACACGCUGCGGCGCCGCCGCCGCUUCACCUCCCCGCCCGAGCAGAGCCGGGCCGCUCCUGGGAUUGGCUGCGCGGCCGCCUCGUCCCAGAAUGCAGCGCAUGGCGCGUCAUUGAAGAGAGACCAUGAUGGCGGCGGCCGCGGCGGCGGGGGGGGCCCCCGAGGUGAUCGCCCAGCUGGAGAACGCGGCCAAAGUGCUUAUGGCACCACCUUCCAUGGUCAAUAAUGAGCAACGCCAACAUGCUGAGCACAUAUUCUUAUCAUUUAGAAAAUCAAAAUCACCAUUUGCUGUUUGCAAACACAUUUUGGAAACUAGUAAAGUGGACUAUGUCCUUUUUCAAGCAGCUACAGCAAUAAUGGAAGCAGUUGUAAGAGAAUGGAUUCUCUUAGAAAAAACUAGCAUUGAGUCACUGCGAACAUUCCUUCUAACAUAUGUCUUACAAAGGCCUAACCUUCAAAAGUAUGUUCGGGAGCAGAUUCUAUUAGCAGUAGCAGUGAUAGUGAAACGGGGAUCAUUAGACAAAUCAAUCGACUGCAAAAGCAUUUUCCAUGAAGUCAGCCAAUUGAUCAGCAGUGGGAACCCCACUGUGCAAACUUUGGCCUGUUCCAUUUUAACAGCGUUGUUGAGUGAAUUCUCAAGUUCGAGUAAAACCAGCAACAUUGGACUAAGCAUGGAGUUCCAUGGUAACUGUAAACGUAUAUUUCAGGAGGAUGAUCUGCGACAGAUCUUCAUGCUCACAGUAGAGGUACUUCAGGAAUUCAGCAGACGGGAAAACCUCAAUGCUCAGAUGUCUUCAGUGUUUCAGCGCUAUCUUGCACUAGCCAAUCAGGUCUUAAGCUGGAACUUCCUUCCUCCAAAUUUGGGCAGACAUUAUAUAGCUAUGUUUGAAUCCUCACAAAAUGUGAUGCUAAAGCCAACAGAAUCCUGGCGUGAGACUCUCCUGGACAGCCGAGUUAUGGAGCUUUUCUUUACAGUACAUCGAAAAAUCAGAGAAGAUACAGAUAUGGCCCAAGAUUCAUUACAGUGUCUGGCACAGCUGGCGUCUUUGCAUGGGCCAGUCUUUCCCGAUGAAGGUUCGCAAGUUGAUUACCUGGCACACUUCAUUGAGGGAUUACUGAAUACUAUCAAUGGAAUUGAAAUAGAAGACUCUGAAGCGGUGGGAAUUUCCAGUAUUAUCAGCAACCUGAUAACUGUAUUUCCUCGCAAUAUUUUAACUGCCAUUCCAAAUGAACUUUUCUCUUCAUUUGUUAACUGCCUUGCACACCUCACCUGUUCUUUUGGAAGAAGUGCUGCCUUGGAAGAAGUGCUUGACAAAGAUGACAUGGUGUAUAUGGAAGCAUAUGAUAAGUUGCUGGAAUCUUGGCUUACUUUGGUACAAGAUGAUAAACAUUUCCAUAAAGGUUUCUUUACCCAGCAUGCUGUUCAGGUUUUUAAUUCCUACAUUCAGUGCCACCUAGCUGCUCCUGAUGGUACAAGGAAUUUGACUGCCAAUGGCGUGGCCUCUCGUGAAGAAGAAGAAAUAAGUGAGCUGCAGGAAGAUGACAGAGACCAGUUCUGUGACCAGUUGGCUAGUGUAGGCAUGCUGGGGAGAAUUGCUGCAGAACACUGUAUACCUCUUCUUACAAGUUUAUUAGAAGACCGAGUGACAAGGCUCCAUGGUCAAUUGCAGAGGCAUCAGCAGCAGUUACUUGCCUCACCAGCAUCAGGCUCAAUUGAUAAUAAAGUGCUUGAUGACCUGUAUGAGGAUAUUCAUUGGCUUAUUUUAGUCACAGGCUACCUCUUGGCUAAUGAUACUCAGGGAGAGACUCCGCUAAUACCUCCAGAAGUAAUGGAAUACUCCAUUAAACAUUCAGCUGAGGUUGACAUCAACACAACACUUCAGAUUCUGGGAUCUCCAGGAGAAAAAGCCUCUUCCAUCCCAGGGUACAACAGAACUGAUUCUGUAAUUAGGUUGUUAUCUGCUAUUUUAAGAGUGUCAGAAGUAGAAUCUAGAGCAAUAAGGGCAAAUCUCACGCAUCUCCUGAGCCCUCAGAUGGGCAAAGAUAUUGUAUGGUUCCUCAAGCGCUGGGCAAAGACUUACCUCCUAGUAGAUGAAAAGCUGUAUGAUCAGAUAAGUCUGCCAUUUAGUACAGCAUUUGGUGCUGAUACAGAGGGUUCCCAGUGGAUUGUGGGUUACCUUUUAGAAAAAGUGAUCAGUAACCUGGCAGUGUGGAGUUCAGAGCAGGACCUUGCAAAUGAUACUGUACAACUACUAGUAACAUUAGUGGAAAGGAGAGAGCGGGCAAACUUAGUUAUUCAGUGUGAAAACUGGUGGAACUUAGCUAAACAAUUUGCAAGGCGAAGCCCUCCUCUUCACUAUUUGUCCAGUUCUGUGCAGAGAACACUAAUGAAAGCUUUAGUUUUAGGAGGUUUUGCUCAUAUGGAUACAGAAACAAAGCAACAAUACUGGACAGAGGUUCUUCAGCCACUUCAGCAGAGAUUUUUGAAUGUAAUAAACCAAGAAAACUUCCAACAGAUAUGUCAGGAGGAAGAAGUGAAACAGGAAAUCACUGCUACAUUGGAAGCACUCUGUGGCAUUGCUGAAGCUACCCAGAUUGAUAAUGUAGCAAUUCUCUUCAAUUUCCUAAUGGACUUCCUUAAUAACUGCAUUGGAUUAAUGGAAGUAUACAAAAACACACCAGAGACUGUUAAUCUCAUAAUAGAAGUUUUUGUUGAAGUUGCACAUAAACAAAUUUGCUAUCUUGGAGAGGCUAAAGCCAUGAACUUGUAUGAGGCCUGCCUAACUCUGCUCCAGGUAUAUUCCAAGAAUAAUCUAGGUCGACAACGGAUAGAUGUUACAGCAGAAGAAGACCAGUACCAAGACCUCCUUCUUAUUAUGGAGCUUCUCACUAAUCUUCUCUCAAAAGAAUUUAUAGAUUUCAGUGAUACAGAUGAAGUAUUUAGAGGACAUGAACCUGGGCAAGGUACAAACAGAUCUGUAUCAGCAGCAGAUGUUGUCUUAUAUGGGGUUAAUCUAGUUCUGCCUCUAAUGUCCCAGGAUCUGCUGAAGUUUCCAUCCCUGUGUAAUCAAUAUUACAAAUUAAUCACUUUCAUCUGUGAGAUAUUCCCUGAGAAAAUUCCACAACUCCCAGAGGACCUCUUUAAGAGCCUAAUGUACUCCCUGGAGUUAGGGAUGUCAUCAAUGAGUUCAGAGGUUUGCCAGCUCUGCCUGGAGGCUGUAACACCAUUAGCAGAACAGUGUGCAAAAGCACAAGAAACAGAUACAACCCUUUUUCUAGCAACAAGGCACUUUCUUAAGAUGGUCUUUGAUAUGCUGGUACUUCAGAAGCACAAUACAGAAAUGACAACGGCAGCAGGUGAAGCAUUCUACACAUUAGUGUGUUUGCAUCAGACUGAAUAUUCAGAGCUAGUUGAAACAUUGCUGUCAACUCAACAAGAUCCAGUAAUUUACCAGCGGUUAGCAGAUGCCUUCAACAAGCUUACUGCAAGCAGCACUCCUCCUACACUGGACCGUAAGCAGAAGAUGGCCUUCUUAAAGAGUUUAGAAGAAUUUAUGGCAAAUGUUGGUGGACUUCUCUGUGUAAAAUAAACAACAAAACUCUAUGCCUAAUGUAGACCCUUUCUGCAAAAUGCACUGAGAAAUGCUGAAUGCUGACUAAAUCUUAUACCUGUCUCUAGGUUCUUUGCAGCCAUCUCAGAUUCUAGAGAGCCUGGAAGUUUGAACAUAACACAGUGGAAUAGGAGAGGUCAACUUUUGAAUCAGCUUCUGCUAUUAUGUGUUAGCUGCAAUCUGUCAUACUUGUGUGUGGGAGAGAAUGAAUAGAAAAUUUGAAUUUAAUUUGUUUUCCAUAUAUGUGCAAACAGAUAUGGGCACAAUGAAAAAUAAAUACAGUGCCUUCCCCCCACCCCCACUGAUUUAAAAUAUGAGUGGCUGGAUAAACAUACAGAUUUCUACCCAAAAUCGUGUUAGAGUGUGAUACAGAUACAUACAAAGCUCUAAACAGUUUAGCUGAUUUUAAGCUUUAUUUUUUCUCUCUUUGAUUUUGUGUUCCAAUGGGGAAGAAAAACCAAAUGGUGUUUUAACUUCUGUUUAGUUAUGUUUUUCUACAUCAUCCUGACAUUGCAUGUUUAAUGCAGUGCAGGUUUUUACAUUAUGUUCUUCUGCCUGAAGUUCAAAAAAGAGGUGUAUAUUUUUGUUCCCCUAAAAUGAACUUUAGGAACUGUAGCCAUUUCAUUGCCUUAAUUUAAAAGAAAAAACACUCAUAUACUUUAGGUAAGAAAUUUUAGGUAAGAAAUUUAAGGCAAGAUUUGACUCUUCAGAGGUGGUUUAGGGUGUUGGCACUAAGCUGCUGUGUACCUAUUGCAGCCCUUCAUGUUGAUGUAUCAAUUUGGAGUGAGCGUCUAAUGCAAGGUUCAUGUGUAGUUUUACUUUCAGUAUCUGUUUUGAUUCAUACCCAGGUUGCACACAACUGCAAUGUAUUUCUACACUGAACUGUUUGCUUAAGCAAUAACAACUUAAAAGGUGUAAAUUACUGGCAAACUUUUUAAAGUUGGGGCAUUAGCUAAAGCAAUUAUGCUAGAACAGGUGAGUCAAACCCUUCUACUCAAGGGUCAUAUUUGUUUGACUUGAGUCAAGAAAGAUUUGAUUGGGAUGUGUAGUGCUGUGGAGGAUUUUGGGGUUUGCUGAAUCUAGCUUCACUUAUGCAGAGCCCUCCCAGCUGCUCAUCUCUUUCUCAGUUUUUUAUAUCAGCACUUUAGCUAUUAAGACAGCAGAAUAUAGUGCCCUGAGUAUAGUGGACCAACAGGGGAGAGCAGCACACAAAUAACAAAAGUAAGGCCUGCUUUGUCUCCAGUCAUGAGCCAGAGGAAACUGAAGCAAACAUAAAUUGUUUCCUUCGUGUCUAGUAAAAUUGAUUUUUGUGGGAGGACAUGGAGGCAGAAGUGGGUCCUUUUGUUUAGACCUUGGCUAGAUUAUGCUGUUGAGUAUUUCCCAUGUGUUUUUAAGAUUUAUAUAAAAUGUGCAGUACACACCUUUAUUUGGCUAUGUAUAGCAUCAUGUUUGCAAUUCUGUGCCAUUCUUCAGUGUUCAUCUCAGAAUUAGUCACAAUAGACAGAUUUUUUAAAAGACAUAAAUUUGUAAUACUGUGCUGUAAGUGAUCUAAGGCUUUUUUUUUUUUUAGUCAAAUCCAUACCUGUCUCAAGCAUGGAUCCACAAGGCAAAAAAUGCCAUCUCCUCAUUCUACUGUUCUCUUUUAAUUCAUGUGAAAACUGGGCUAGGGCAGAUCUACACAUUGAAAAGUGACCAUAAAACUUGGUAGAUAAUGUACUUUCCCUGCUAGUAUUUUAUUUCUAAGAUUAUUUGUGUAGUGUUUUAGAAUAGGGGCAUGGCUCAAUUUUUAUUUCAAACUCUAAUGCUUUUCUUUAAAAGAUUUCUUGGCUGUGCACUUGCACAGAAGGUGAUGAUCCUGCAGAUCCUUCUGGUUUUAAACUGUUCUGGUGACUGAUAUUUUUUUAAAUCUGGCUCUGCUGUGUUUAGAAAGUGCUUCUGGAGCUUCUCUGAGUUUGUACGUUGUAUAGGGCAACAGUUCUGAAACCUUGUUUUUUUCAGGUGAAGAGCAUUAAAACCUGGGAACAUAAGUGGCAGUAGUUGCUGCUAGUUUGUCAUGAUUUGCUCAAUGUCAAAUAUAUAGACCAAAGUCUUCAAAGAUAUCAGAGUAAAUACCUUCAGAUUUUUUUUAAUAUGACUAACUGAUAAACUCAACUGUUAUAUUAUUCUUUUGUAUCUAGUUUUGUCAUUAUCAAUUUUUUAAUCCUAAAGCUGGCUCACUAGUUAAAAAAUAUUUAUUAACUUUAAAAAUUUGAAAUCCUCUUGCAUAUUAUGGUUGAUGAAUGGAGAGCAUAAAAUGAGUUAGCAUCCAGGACAAAGGAGUGUGCUUGCCCAUUACUUUUCUUAUUAGGCCCAUUAUCACAGUAGGUGAGAUCAGAGCCUUGGGGGCAUCUUUUGACUAUUGAGACUUGCUAAAGUAUGAACACUGACUUUCAAAAACUAGUUUUGAAGGUUGCUUUAAAACCUUCCUUUGCCCUUCAUUUUAAAUUAAUAUUACAUGGUAAAGGGAAACUGUCCUAGUAAGGGUUGGUUUUGUAAUUUUCCUGCUUGAUGUUAUGUUAGAUAAUAUUCUUCCUUUCUUGUUUCUUAAUAUUUCUUCUGUUCUCCUAUAUUCAAUGAGGAUCUUUCCAUGCCAUUUUGUUUCUUUUAGGGCAAAUGCUAAGAUGUCUCCAUUUAAUGACAUCCAUGAAAUUGUUGCAGAAGGCUCUGGGAAUAUAUUUUAUUAAUUAAUAUUUCUGUUGGAGAGGUGGCUGCUGGAUUAUACAAAAAAAAAAAAAGAAUUACUUGUACAUGCCCAGUUGUAGAUCAAGAUGUAAAAGCUCGUAUAAGAAAUACUUAUAGACCAUUUUUAGUGAACACUGCAAUGUGGCUCCAUGGAAGUGUUCUGUAAUUUUUACAGCAUCACUGCAUUGGUUUUUCCAUUCACUGUACAAAGUGAACAAUGGUUCCAAAAAUUCACUAGAAUUUUGAAGGAGAAUCUGAAAAGGGCAACUCAAACUGAAUUAUAAAUGCUGCAUGAGGCAGUUCAAACAAAUUGUUACAAAUUGUAACAAUUGUAACAUACAUUUGCCUAGGGUUUUCUUGGGGUUUUUUUUUGUUUGCGGUUUUUGUUUGUUUUUUGCUAAAACACAUUAUUGCUCAAGUGUUUCCAUUCUGACAUUUUGUGACUAGAAAUCAAGUAGCUUCUUUCCCAUUCUGCCAGCUCCUUCCCCAUUGUAAUAGCUAGAUCUGAUGCUGGUAUAACACUUUUCUGUUGUUCAACCUAGUAAUGUUUGCUGUUGGCAAGCAUGAAUCAUUGGGUUGGGUCAUGAAAUUCUAGACAUUCUUGAAAGCACAGGUACACAUGGACAGAAUGAAGUUGGCUACUACACAAAACUUCCACUUUCAUGUGCAUUUAUGCCUUAAGUAUCUUCACUGAAUACUGCUGGAAUCUGCUAACUAUUGCCCAGAGGUUUGUGUUUCACUGUUGAGUGAUAAAGGGCUCACCGUUUUCCUCAGGAAUGAGAAACUUGUUUUCUCAGCAUGUCCAAAUCCAAGUAGUUAAAAGAGAGGGGUUUGAAUCAGAGUCAUCUCUGUGAUAGCAUGUAGCACUCACUGAAGCCCCAGUGUUUACUUGGGUAAAUCCCUUUAUAUCUAAGCCAUGUAGUUCUAGAAAAUAAGCUUGCUCAAAGCAGUCAGUUGUCCAUUUAAAAUCUACUUCUUUAAAAGGUAAAUUGUAAUUUGUGAUCUGUAAAAAAUACAACUAGCAGCAUUUUUCUUGUAAUUUCAGUUUUGGUUAAAUACGUACGAAGGGGUGUUUUUUAUGGAAGUAGCUUGAUGAAUAUAAGCGCAGGAGUAGGAGCCAGGCUCCUCUAAUUUUGUAUCAGUUUUUCUACUGGAUCCUCUAUGGCCAUUUUGGAAAGUUGCUAAGAAUUGUCAUUGUUAAAAUAGUGAUAAUACCUACCUACCUCACAGGGAUGUUGUGAGGAUUAUCUUACGCCUAUAAAAUGCAUUGAGGAUCUGAGAUACUAUGUAAAUAUUAAAUGUUUUCAUUUUAGUUUUGUGAGGUGUAAGAUUUACUGUAACAAAACCAGAUUUUCAUACCAGUAGAUGCUCAGUAGAGGCAACAGUGGUGCAGUAUUGCCCAGGACUGGUCUACUGCAGUACAGUAAUACUUGCUGUAAACUGUAGUUAUUUCCAUUACAGUUGAUUGAAACAGUGGCUUCUUAAAUAAGAUUCCCCACCAGUGUGCCUCAGUUCUGGUCUACAAAGUUAGAGAACAGUUGUUAAUUGUUCAGGCUUUGGUGCCUCUGCUUGUGACAAGUGCCACUUGUGGUGGUAGGUUUUUUUAGUUUGGUUUGGGUUUUUACACUUUUCUGCAAGUAACCAUUCAUUUUUCCCAUAUUAGUUCCAGUCACUCAGUAUAACCAAAGCCUAAUGAUAACAAUUAAAAUGUAAAGAGCCAGCUCUGUCCCCCCGUCAGUUUGCUUUUAAUAUGAGUAGAUAGUGUCCUCUUUGCAGUAAAUGAGAUUAAUGCUUUCUAGCACUAAUCAGGAAGCAAAUCAUGAAGUGUGAUUUGCUUUAGAGCCUUAAGCUCUUGGCUGUCUUACGAAACUCUUUUUUCUUAAGUAUGAGAUUUCUUGGUGCCCUAGCAAUGGAGAAAUAAGGUUUCCCUGUCUUUCCCUUCUCCUCAGUGAAUUAAAGUAGAUCUGCUUUUCCAUUUCCUCCCUUUCCUGCUUUUCCUGUCCUUUUAAGCCAUUCUUAUAAAAGACUUGGAAGACUUCCAACCUCAAGGGGAAGAUACUACUUGUUAUUUUUCAAUCUACUACAGCUUGAUACUUGAAAUUGAUGAAGUCCUUCCUAAUAGCAUUCCCAGGCACAUGUCAGUCUCCCAUUGAACCAUUCUAGAGUUAAUAAUUGGGGAAAAAAAUAUUAUCCUCUUUUAUUUGUUCCCAUUGGGCAAAACAAUGAGCCUUUGUGCAGUGAACAUGCAGUUUAAAGGCAAUAAAUGCUAGUACUGCUGUUGGUCAAGUGUGUAAAUAUUUUAAAUGUAUAAUUCAGUACUAUGUUGAGUUUAUAUAUAAAAAAUGCAGGGAUUGAAGUGCUAGUUGAUUUCAAGUAUUGUUUUACCUGUACAGUUGGAGAUACGAAGUUGCAUAGACAUAUUUCACUAUUUGUUGCAAUAAGACUUUGGCAAUGGCUAUGUGAUCAAGCCUUAACACAACUGAAUUUUCCAUUUUGAAAUGAACACUUUGUGUAUUUUUAAGAUCCAUAAGCAGGAGGAGGAUAAAAUUGUUUUCCACUAAAGACUUAUUUUAUUUUGUUUUGGCCGUGUGUGAUUUGUGUGUAUUCUUGUUUGAUAUUUUUCUAAAAUCUCACCUGUGUUUUUUCCCUGGAAUAGCAUUGUUAUACCUCCUUAUGGGAGAAACAGAAGUAGGAAUGUUAUGAAACCUCGGGCACAUGUUGUGCUUUUUGGCUACUGCAAAUGUGCAGUAAUUUAUGGGGUAACUUUAAUUUACAUGGACACCCAAGGCAUGAAUUUAUCCAUCAACAGAAAAAAAAAAGUUAUUAGGUGUGUGAGAGGAGUAUCUCACACUGGACUACAAUUACCAGAAGUGACUUUGAAUGUAUAAUGAAAUUAAUCUUUUCACCGAUCCUCCAAAAAAAGUUAAUGGUGACUUUUCUGGUCACUGUUAUUGGUAGUGUUUGUCUACCCCAAAGCAAUACUGAGUUCUAAGUCUUGAAUUUUUCUUUGUGUAGAUUUAAUUUGAAGAGUUUCUGAUAAUAUUUGGCACAGCUUGUUCAGGCUUCAAGCUUGUAAUGUGUUCCAAUGUAACUGCCAUCUGACAGUCCAUUACUUCAUGUAUAUCAGAAAAGUUCAGUUACAGGCAUCAGUUACUAAUGUGCUAUAAUACAGCUACAGUUGGAUAAAGAACAGCUAUUAUCUGUUGCUCCCCUCUUACUUUCAUGCACUCACAUUUUUCUUAAAAAAAAAAAAGGAAUGCUUCACAAAUCCUGAAAGUAAAACUACGCAACAGCAAUGGUGAUGACAGCUUGCUCUACAUCUUGGCUGUAUGUAUCACUAGAAUUUUAUUUGUUUCAGAAGUAAAAUUAUUGCAGUUAUGUAUUUAUAUUGGGCUGGUUUAGUUCAGUCAAUAUUUAAGGUAAUUUUGAGGAAAGCCCUGAAGCAGCUAGUAAGAUUAACAGCAGCAGCAUAUCCAAAAGUUUUUCAUGUAGAAAAUGGAAAUAUUGCUUUACCUUAAAUUACGAGGUCUGGAAUAAACUUGAAUGAUUUGGGUACAAAGCCUUUAUUCACACUUGUUUGUGUAAGUGUACUCAAGAACCAUCCAUUUUGCCUAUAUGAAACUCACAUUUGCUUCAGCCAUGAGUGGUGGAGUUGGUGGUGGGUUUUUUCCUCACUGAUUUGCCAUGUAUUGUAAGCAGAAAGGUAGGAAAAUUCAACAUUCCAAGUGGAAUUUGUCUGGCAGGUCAACCAGAGAGGAAGCUGGAAGAGGAGGGAAGAAAAGUUUGCAACCUUAUGUGGAGAAAAAAAGAAAAAUCAGACUAAUCUGUAAGAAGAAAAGUCCAUAGUACAAGUGUUACCCAUAACUUAGUAACCCAUAUCAUCCUGACAAGGAUUAGUAAGAACCUGCCAUUUUAACAACACAUUUUUGGGGAAAAGAGAAAGUAUCACAUUUCACACAAUUCCAAAAUAGUGCUAUCUGUGUGAGUUUUGUUAGUUGAAUAAGAAAAUAUUUUGGGAAACAUUCCAGACAAAUCUACGUCUCCAAAGAGAACACUGAAGUUACCCACUCUGAUACAGAUAUAACUCAUCACUAGUUUUGCUCCCACCUAUAUUUGAAUCUUACGGAAACUCUCUUCACCUUAACAUCAGAUAGAUGUUGAUCAGAUUUGAUUUUUCUGACAAACUUCCCUUUGCAAGUUAGAGUAAGGCAAAGCUUUGGGUGUGAUGUACUUCCUUGUUUCUUCCCCUCUCUAUGUCUGGCUUGCUGUUUGUGGUGGUGAAGAUGUGUAUGUUUGAUUUGCUUUAACUUACUGUUUUGGGUUAUGCAGUUUAGGUUUGUGGCAUAUUCAGACUGCUUCCAAUCUGUUUGGUAUUUACUGAAUGAAAGUCAUUGCUAGACUCCAACAGAAUUUUGAUGUGAAAUCCUCAUUCAUAACUUGGUUCAAUAGGUUGUCAGGACAUUUGCUUUAAUUUUAGACCUGCACUGACACUUCCAAUGGAAUUUUGUCCAUUCAAAUGAUUGUUGUAACUCAGAAAAAAAAAAAAAACAACCCCAAAGCGAAAACCCCACCACCACA